AUUUUCAAAUUAAAAAGAAACCCUCAACUUUUUCGGGUUCUCUCUCAGAAAUUUAAAGCUCAGAAUCAAAACUAUCUGUUAGCUCUUAAAAUCUUUCGGUUGGGAGAUGGAAAUCGAUGAAUCUAAUAAUGAAAUUGGAAAAGAGGCUCUGAUGGAUCAACAGGAUAGCAUCGAUAAUUUGGUAGUAAAUGAAGGUAAUGAAGAAGAAAUCCGGGAUAACAACGAUUCACUAAAACAUUCAGAAGAUACUUCUCCGGAAUCAGAUGGGGAUGGGGUUUCUUUUUCUCCAGCAAUUCAGCCUCCUUUUUGCAAUCAGAUAGAACGAUUGUAUGUUUCUUCUGCCAAUACUUCAAUUGCUGCACCGAAUCUCCAUGCUGCUUCUGAAGAAAUGAUUGAUGAUGACACUGAUUUUGGUCCUGAUAUUACUAAUACUUCCUUUGAAGAUGAAUUUGAGCUGUUUCAAAGAACACCAAUUCAUGAAUCCAAUACCCUGGGAACAAAUGCAGACAACGAGGGUAAAGUGUUCGGUGAAUUUACUGAAUCAGAAGAUUACCUACAAUCUCUUCCUUGUGCUGACUUGGGUGAAGGAUCAAAAUCAAUGGUAGAGACAGGUAAUAAAGACAGAAUCAGUGAGUUACCUGAUGCUUUAAUUCAUCACAUUUUUUCUUUCCUUAACAUAAAAUAUGUUCUACAAACUUGUAUUCUGUCGAGAAGAUAUAGGUAUCUCUGGGCUUCUUUACCUACUUUGAGAUUAGCUGACCGCUGUCUGGUUCAUUAUACGGAUGAUCGUUUUGAAGCGUUGAAUAGAUAUAUUGUUUUUGUGGAUAGAUUACUGCUUCUGCGUGAUACUUCAUCAGAUAUCCAAACCUUCAAACUUAAAUGGAAAAACGUUGGUAACAUCUUAAGCGAUUUGGAUUUUAAUUACGACGUAUCAAGACAUAUCGCCAUCAUGGCUGCUGUUAAGCAUAAUGUUCAAGAGCUAAAACUUACUAUAUUUCUAAGGGAGAUGAUUAAAUUGCCAGACUGUUUGUUCACCUGUAAAUCGCUGACAAAGUUAAGGUUUUCUGGAUUUGGUAGGGAUCUGACAGACUUUGUUCUGCCUCACAUUCCAAUGUAUUUCCCCCGGCUAAGAUGUCUGGCACUUACGGGAGUCUCACUUGGCGAUGAAAACUUAACCAGUAAGCUUUUUUCAAGCUGCCCAAGUUUGGAGUCUUUGCUGUUAACAGAUUGCAGUAUAAAGUUUGAUUUUACUUCUCUUAGUCUUAAACACUUUCAUCUGGAUAAUUGUUAUGACGUUUGUGAGUCAACUGCUGACUAUGCCAUCACUGUUAAGUUAGCCGCUCCAAAUCUGACAUCCCUUAUCUGCAAAGAUUAUAUGUCACAAGAUUAUUCUCUAGAGAACCUUUCUUCUCUAGUCACCGCUGAUAUUGGAAUGAAAGUAAGUGACGAUUAUAGAGUGGAUAUACCAAAAACUAUUUCAGAGCUUACUACAGAGGUUAAAGAGUUGUAUGGUGCUCGAAUGAUAAAAUUUAUAAGAGAAGUCAGCAAUGUGACAGAUCUUACAUUGUCCUCACCUGGGUUACUCGAGUCAGAGUUGAAUAAAGACAACACUGGAGGUGAUUGGAUACCAGGGUCGUCGUCAUUUCCUUGCCUGCCCUACCUCAAGUUUGUCCGAAUUCAGGGUAUCCAAGGAUGUCUUAAUGAACUCAAGUUUUUACAAGUUUUGUUAAAGACAUCCAUUGUCUUGGAGAAAGUAAUGCUUUUUGGUGAUAAAGAAGACUCAGCUGAUAAAGCCGCACAACUGAUGGAAUUCAAAGAUAUGCUACUUGCAUUUCAUAGUGCUUCUUCAAGUGUCUCAAUCUCGAUGCAACUGUAGCGGACAUUAUCACAUCAUAUGUGCGCAACAGCAUUAAAUGCUGAGUGAUUAGGAGCAUUCAUCUGGAAGGGGACUGUCAGUGUGUAGUGAGAGCUAUCAAUGGAGCUAGGAAUGCUGUCAAAUGGAGCUGGAUUGGAGACAUUAUUGUUUUAUUAGGAAGUAGUUUUGAUAACUGGGUCUGUUCUUUUGAACCCAGAGAUGCUAAUAAGCUAGCAAAACAUGCAAUUUCGAAUUUUGUUAGGGUCAAUUGGGACCAGGAACCACCUGUUUGGUUAAGAGAUGUAGCUUUAUCAAGAAAUAUGUCUCAUUUUAUCUUCU
This is a messenger RNA of Papaver somniferum (opium poppy), 2194 nucleotides long. Its product is annotated as F-box/LRR-repeat protein At3g59190-like. Gene Ontology annotation, molecular function: protein binding. NCBI's taxonomy places the organism in Eukaryota, Viridiplantae, Streptophyta, Magnoliopsida, Ranunculales, Papaveraceae. The transcript has 3 exons. Bases 107 to 1876 code for a protein of 589 amino acids. The record is from RefSeq and is a predicted model, not a curated record.